Danio rerio (zebrafish) is the source of this 1236-nucleotide messenger RNA. The record is from RefSeq and is a predicted model, not a curated record. NCBI's taxonomy places the organism in Eukaryota, Metazoa, Chordata, Actinopteri, Cypriniformes, Danionidae.
AAAUGGCUCAGACUCUAUAUAUCCCUCUUCUCCUCAUUGCUCUCUGCUCCAUAUCUGAAUGUGUUCAGCGUCAGUAUCACUUUAUAAAUGAGGGGAGGAAUCAGACAGAAGCUCAGAAAUACUGCAGAGAGAAAUACACAGAUCUGGCCACUGUUGACAACAUGAGUGACAUGAACCAGCUGAUAAAGAGUGUGAAUAAUGGAGGUGUUGAAAAUAUCUGGAUUGGUCUUCAGAGGACAAGUGUUUAUAAAUGGCAUUGGUCUUCAGGUGAUCCUGUGCUCUUUCUGAACUGGACAUCUGGAGAACCAGCUGGCAGUAAUGAGUGUACUGUUAUGCAUAAUGGACAAUGGAUUAAUGAGGCAUGUAGUAACACUCGUUUCUUCAUCUGCUACAACAUGAGCACAGGACUGGUGUUUGUUGAUCAGAUGAUGAACUGGAGAGACGCUCAGAGUUACUGCAGACAGAAUCACACUGAUCUGGUCAGUGUGAGAAACCAGAAUGAGAAUCAACAGCUGGAGAAGUUCAUUAAUGACAGAAACUCAUCUGGAGCAGAAGUCUGGAUCGGUCUGUUCAGAGACUCAUGGCAGUGGUCAGAUCAGAGCAACUCCUCAUUCAGAUACUGGAAUACUGGUGAACCAAAUAAUGUUGAAGAAAGCUGUGCAGUGAUUGGGAAGAAUCCUCAGAGAGGAUGGGCAGACGUCCUUUGUGAUGGCCGCAAGAUUCCUUUUGUGUGUCAUGAAGGUGAUUUCUGCUUUGUUUUGUGUCCAGAUAAACUGAUUGUGAUCCAGCAGAAUCUGUCGUGGUCUGAAGCUCUGAGAUACUGCAGACAGAAUCAUGUGGAUCUGGUCUCGGUUCAGUCAGUGGAGAUGCAGUAUAAGGUGAUGAACGUGGUUAAACUGGCGUCUACUGAGGCGGUGUGGUUGGGUUUACGUCACUCCUGUGCUUUGGGCAUCUGGUUCUGGGUGAGUGGACAGACCGUGUGCUAUCAGAACUGGGCUCCAGGGAACGGCACAUCAGAGGAGGACUGUGAGCCCACAGUGAGAUCUGGAGCAGUUCAGUCUGGAGGAAAUCAGACCUGGAUCAGCCGUCCUGAAACUGACCGACUCAACUUCAUCUGCAGAAACUACUGAGAGUGAAGAAGUAAGAUGGGGAAUGUGUUCUGUUUAGAUUUAUCAUUGGAUUGGGAAGUAAUCAUUUUACAUAAAAUAAUCAACUCUGGAUGCAGUGAUGUACAUU